UAUCACCACAAUAAGAUGUUUGACCUUGCUACCGUAAUUAAGUGGAAGCUCUCAAACAAUGAUAAAGCGCAGCGGCAGAUAGCGCGCAAUCUCAGCGAGCGCCGCCAGUCGACGUCUGCGCGUAACCCGCACCACACGAGGUCACGCGAGGUCACCGCGCAACAACAGAAGCAGUCCAACCUCCACGCUACACAUUACCGUACGUAUUGCUACAGUUUACCCACAGAGGUUAUAAUGCGUUACAUUAGCAUAAUACUAGCGUGCUCACUUGUAGUGGCGGCGAAAGCGGCGACCUUGAACGCGCCGAGCAACAGCAUGGCAUCCGUGGACUACAAAAAGGUUCCGAUUAAGGAAAAACCGUUAUUCCAGCCACCUCUGCAGGAAAUAGUAGACGUGUUGUCUGCGGGCCUGACCAGCACCUUUGAGACAGUGAGCGUGUCGGCGGAGGACUCCCCGGACCUGACGCAGUCGCCGUACAACCUCACAUCACCAGGUCUGACAGGGAAUGCCAGGCUAGUGGAGAUCGGCGGUCCUCCGUACCUGCUGCCGCUGGUGCAGCGUGACAAGCUGUACGACCUGGCGGCGCUGGCGCAGCACCUGCACCGGGACCCCGCGCUGCUGGCGGGCGCCGGCGCCGGGCCCUGGCCGCACCUCGGCGUUAACUGCGAGGGUAUAAUAAACCUGAGCAUCCGCAACGGCACAGUGGAUCAGGGCACGCGGAUAGUGUCGGUGGAGCCGGUGGGCGCGGCGAAGGGCAGCAGCGGCUACCUGCAGCGACAGCUGCCCAACACCGAGACGCGCACCGCGCUGCUCGGCAACUACCUGCUCAGCGAGGGGAAACCUGGCAAGGUGAUAAAAGUAGUUGCUAAGAAACGGAUCGGUCCAUCAAAUUUCAUCACUGCCAUCAGAGAGACGCUCAAAAACCAUUAUGGCGACAAAGUUGUUGGUCUGGGCGGCAUGUUCCUGCUGCGCGCUGGCAAGGUGAAGUUCCACGUGAUGCCGGACUUCUCCAGCACAGCGUUGUGCACGGACGAAGACGUGGACUCCUGGCUGCACUUCUUCGAGAUGAGCGCGCCCAUCACACAUGUCGGCACCCUCGUCACCGGAGACCAUGGGCUGGACCUGCGCGUGCAGCACUUCCACGGGUUCAGCGCGCACGGCGACGGCGGGCACUACCACUACGACACGACGCCGGAGGAGGUGCAGUACGAGGGGUACUUCGCGCUCGCCUCGCACAUCAUCCGCGUGGACGCGCCCGAGCAGACACACGCCGUCGGACGAGACUAGCUCACAUACAUCUACUACAUGUUAUUGCUCAACUCUAGGACAGAAAGGCAACAGAUUGAGAGGAUUGCUGUACUUAUUUAUUCAUGUAAGAAAGAUAUGGUUGUGUGAUUUGAACAUAUUUUUGUCCAAUAAAAUAAUAUAAUUUUCCGAAA
This is a messenger RNA of Helicoverpa armigera (cotton bollworm), 1439 nucleotides long. Its product is annotated as ester hydrolase C11orf54 homolog. The transcript is spliced from 8 exons. Bases 16 to 1287 code for a protein of 423 amino acids. Gene Ontology annotation, cellular component: nucleus. NCBI's taxonomy places the organism in Eukaryota, Metazoa, Arthropoda, Insecta, Lepidoptera, Noctuidae. Gene Ontology annotation, molecular function: zinc ion binding; hydrolase activity, acting on ester bonds. The record is from RefSeq and is a predicted model, not a curated record.